Messenger RNA from Akanthomyces muscarius, 873 nucleotides. RefSeq lists its product as uncharacterized. Gene Ontology annotation, biological process: carbohydrate metabolic process. The record is from RefSeq and is a predicted model, not a curated record. Gene Ontology annotation, molecular function: zinc ion binding; aldehyde-lyase activity. NCBI's taxonomy places the organism in Eukaryota, Fungi, Ascomycota, Sordariomycetes, Hypocreales, Cordycipitaceae. The coding region runs from base 1 to 873 and encodes 290 amino acids. The transcript has 3 exons.
AUGGCUUUCCCCCAGAACAAUCGGACUUGGAAAAUCAUCCAUGAUGCGCAGAAAGGUGGUUACGCCGUCGGGGCGUUUUGUGUCUACAACACGGAGGGUGUUUUAGCAGUCAUCCGGGCCGCAGAGAAAAAGCGCUCUCCUGCGAUAAUCCAGCUGUUUCCGUGGACUUUACACUUCCAGGGUCCGGCGUUUGUUCAAUACGUCGCCAACGUCAGCCAUGGCGCGUCAGUGCCUAUAUCCGUCCAUUUAGAUCACUGUCUCAAGCCAGAGGAUGCCGAUAUUGCUUUGCAGUGCGCGUUCGACUCCAUCAUGAUUGACGGGUCACUUUUCGAAACCGAGGAGAACAUUCGCUACGUCAAAUCAGUCGUCGAACGGGCCAGGGACAAGGGUAUCACUAUCGAGGCAGAGCUCGGUCGGAUAGAGGGCGGCGAGGACGGCAUUCCCAUGCUCGAACUCGAUGGUCUCCUCACUGAUCCUGAUUUUGCGCUGCAAUUUGUCAAGGAAACAGGUGUGCAUUUUCUCGCACCCAGCUUCGGCAACGUUCACGGACCUUACCCACCAGGGGGUGCCGAGAAGCAUUGGCAGAUUAGCCGAUUGAAGCAGAUUCAUGAAAAGCUGGGAAAUGGCGUGCCUCUGGUUCUGCAUGGGACGCAUCCCCUCUCCGACGACCUGCUACAUCUGUCCAUGGCGCAUGGAGUCGUCAAGAUGAAUCAGAACCGCAAUGUGCGUUUGGGCUAUCAUGAGUACGUGGAGAAGAACUGUGCACGAGUCGAGCUCACGGAGCUGCAGGAGCAAGGUGUCGAGGAAUACUGCAAGGGUGUAGAGCACAUGAUGGAGGUGUUUAGGUCUGCAGGCAGGGCGCCGGAUAUGUAG